Molecule: messenger RNA, 1334 nt
Organism: Brachypodium distachyon (stiff brome)
Lineage: Eukaryota; Viridiplantae; Streptophyta; Magnoliopsida; Poales; Poaceae
Product: NADH--cytochrome b5 reductase 1
Exons: 9
Coding region: 201-1040 (279 amino acids)
Biological process (GO): electron transport chain
Molecular function (GO): cytochrome-b5 reductase activity, acting on NAD(P)H
Source: RefSeq, a predicted model, not a curated record
GGCGAGUUGAAAACCUCGCGAUCUCCGCCACUGACCGCCACACCUCCCAGUCACCCACCAACCAACCUUCGCUCCGGAGCUCAUCUCCUCCCGCCCGCCGAACCAACCCCGCCCCGAAGCGCUGUACCAAACCCCCGGACUGAUACAAGGGCUUAGCAAGGGAGAAAGCGCGCGUGGGUGGGCUUGCGCGGUCGUUCACCAUGGAUUUCCUGCUGGGGCGGAGCGUCGAGACCAUGGUGGCCGUCGCCGUCGCGGUCGUCGCCGUCGCCGUGGGCGGCGCCUUCCUCCUCCGACGAUCCAAGAAGCCCAAGGGCUGCUUGGAUCCUGAGAACUUCAAAGAGUUUAAACUUGUAGAAAAGAAGCAAAUUAGUCAUAAUGUGGCCAAAUUCCGAUUUGCUCUCCCCACUCCUACUUCUGUAUUAGGCCUUCCAAUUGGUCAACAUAUCAGCUGCAGAGGACAAGAUGCCACUGGUGAAGAAGUAAUCAAAUCAUACACACCUACUACAUUGGAUUGUGAUCUUGGAAAUUUUCAGCUUGUUAUAAAGAUGUAUCCUCAAGGAAGAAUGUCUCAUCAUUUUCGUGAAAUGAAAGUUGGUGAUUAUAUGUCUGUGAAGGGACCUAAGGGUCGUUUCAAGUACCAAGUUGGGCAAGUUAGAGCAUUCGGAAUGCUAGCUGGUGGAUCAGGCAUUACUCCGAUGUUCCAAGUUGCAAGGGCAAUUCUCGAGAACCCCAAUGAUAAAACAAAAGUUCAUCUAAUCUACGCAAAUGUCACAUCUGAAGACAUUCUUCUGAAGGAAGAGCUGGACAGCAUGGCAGAAGACUAUCCUGAUCGCUUUAAGAUCUUCUACGUCUUGAAUCAGCCUCCUGAAGUAUGGAAUGGUGGUGUUGGGUUUGUAUCCCAGGAAAUGAUUAAAACCCAUUGUCCAGCACCUGCUGAGGAUAUUCAGAUCCUGAGAUGUGGUCCUCCUCCUAUGAACAAGGCGAUGGCCGCACACCUUGAGGCGCUUGGAUACACAAAUGAGAUGCAGUUCCAGUUCUAAGAUCCCGGAGCACCAAAAUAAGGCCGCGUUGCCUAUAAUAUCUUUCGGACAUGGAGAUUGUUGUCUGACCCCUUUUGUUAGCUGACAGCAGAAAUGCAUGAUUUGUCGUGAGAAAAAAACAAAUAUGUACCUUCAUUUUUGUGGGCAAACGUUAGCUGCCUUGGUAGAUGCCCACAUUUUCCUUGAUUGCACUUUUGUGAUUGGUUUUGAGAAGAAAGUUAAACGGUUUUCUCUUCACUUCUGCCUAACGAGCUGCUUGGCUGUGCUGCUGUUGGCAUGCUAAGCCUUGUUUCA